AUGAUAUUUGAAAACAGUAAAUUUAUGAAUGAUUUUGAACUUCUCGAAUUGAUUAGGCAACACUUACUUGAAGAUUGCGACUUACCUAUUACAACACCUUCAGCAUCAGCUAUCAAAAUGGAGCCUGAAGUUAGUGCUAGCAAUAGCGUUGAGACCCAAAUGUUUCCUAAUUUAUUCUCCAAUAAUUGGGAACAUUUCCCAUUGAAUGAAAAUGACCCGGAGAACAUAUUUAUUUACAGCAAUGCCAUUAAUGAGCCUUCAACAUCUGCAAUCAAGAAGCCAGAGAGAGCUCGUGGGGAGAGAAAGCCAGCGUCGAAAUCAAUGCAUUACAGGGGAGUAAGACAAAGGCCAUGGGGAAAAUUUGCGGCGGAGAUUAGGGAUCCUGCAAAGAAUGGGGCGAGAGUUUGGCUAGGGACGUACGAGACAGCGGAGGACGCGGCGUUGGCUUAUGAUAAAGCCGCGUAUAGGAUUCGGGGUUCACGUGCAUUGUUGAAUUUUCCAUUAAGGGUUAAUUCAGGUGAACCUAAACCGGUUAGGGUUGGUUCGAAGAGGCCGUCAAUAUCGCCAGAGAGUUCUUCGUCCUCGUCGUCGGAAAAUGCACCGACGAAGAGGACGAAGAAAGUUGCUCAACUGUAUAAUUGAGCAGACAGUGGU
This is a messenger RNA of Lycium ferocissimum, 654 nucleotides long. Its product is annotated as ethylene-responsive transcription factor 2-like. The record is from RefSeq and is a predicted model, not a curated record. Gene Ontology annotation, biological process: regulation of DNA-templated transcription; ethylene-activated signaling pathway. Gene Ontology annotation, molecular function: DNA-binding transcription factor activity; DNA binding. The transcript has 2 exons. The coding region runs from base 1 to 642 and encodes 213 amino acids. Lineage: Eukaryota; Viridiplantae; Streptophyta; Magnoliopsida; Solanales; Solanaceae.